This is a messenger RNA of Acanthopagrus latus (yellowfin seabream), 2478 nucleotides long. Its product is annotated as myb-like protein V. Gene Ontology annotation, cellular component: nucleus. Bases 227 to 1780 code for a protein of 517 amino acids. Gene Ontology annotation, biological process: regulation of transcription by RNA polymerase II. The transcript is spliced from 12 exons. The record is from RefSeq and is a predicted model, not a curated record. NCBI's taxonomy places the organism in Eukaryota, Metazoa, Chordata, Actinopteri, Spariformes, Sparidae. Gene Ontology annotation, molecular function: DNA binding; DNA-binding transcription factor activity, RNA polymerase II-specific.
GCAAUUAUUGAGUGGGAGCUACACACCUGUACCUGCUAGUAGUUCCCCACUGGAUGCCGAUCGGUCCAGCCAAAUGUGCCAAGCAAAAUGGAUUAUUAAGAUCACAUAUAUCCAGUUUUUUGUUUUGCUUUUUUUUUUGCUAUGUGAGUGAUGAUCUCAGUUUUCUUGUGUUUUGUUUCAUUUUGCACUUGGCCAACACAGCAGAGGCUUUUCCACAGAGGACUGAAUGGAGAAGAAACGAUCUCGGUCGGGGCUCAUGAGUGAUGAAGAAGAGGAGUACAGGAGAAUAAGCCCAAGGAAAAAGAGAAGCGUCCAGUAUAAUGUGGAUGGUUAUGGUGAAGACGACGUUGAGGAUGAGGAUGAGGAUGAGGAAGAAGAAGACGAGGACGACGAGGACGACGAGGACGAUGAGGACGACACUGAGCAGCUGGGCCCAUCCACCCAGGACGCCCACACCCAGACUACACAAGAAAAUAGAUUCUUGACUGUAAUCUGUGGAAACAAAAAAGGCAUCCUGGAUAAAGAAAAGCUGAAAAGAGGUGAAGACUGUAUUAAAUGUGAAGACUGCUGGUAUUCUCCACCUGCAUUUGAGGACUUUGGAGGGAGAGGCUCCUCUAGGAAAUGGAAACAAACUAUUUUGCAUAAAAAUGAGCCUCUGCAGAGUUUGUUUGAGAAAGGUGACUUAACCACCAAGGGAUAUAAAAGCAGACGAGCUGAGCCUGCAAAGCAAAAGAAAAUUCCAUCAUUAAAUCGAAUCACCUCUUUGGACAGCUCCUCUGAAGACUCAGAGAUACAGACUGCAGAAGAAUCUGAUGAAGAGGCUGUUAAAGAUGAAGACUGGCUACCAAGCAGUGGAGACUUGGUGCUGGAGGCAGAAGAAGAAAGGGUUGAGGCUGAAAAUGGCGGGGAGGUUGUAGACUCAGAUUUUGACACGAGUAAAGAGGAGGAUGAAAUGGAAGAGGGAGCAGUGGAAGACGACGAUGUGCCUUCUAGUGGUGCUAAUGACAGCAGUGUUUCUGAGGAAAGGAAGCCGAAAGUUAUCUUAUCAACACCUGAGAAGAGAGCAUUGCAGUCGGAGGUAAAAGUUGUCAUCAAAAAGCUUACAGAGUUUCAGGCGACGACUGAUUGUCAGUCCACCGACGAGGAGCCUGCACAGGAAGACAGUUGGUGUCAGCCUUUGGAUGAGUCCGACCCACCCGAAGCUGAAGGUGUUGAGGGAGAAAAUGGAGAGGAGUUCACACAAUAUAAUGAAGGAAGAGAAGAUGGACGCAGAGGCAUCAAAACUCAGACAAGAAACUCUCCAUCACCUCUGUCUGCACCAGCAACCUCGUCCCAAGACAUCAAACGAGAAACUGAGAACAUCGAGUCAACCAGCAAUCGCACUGCCAGCCUCAGUUCCUCCACCACAGACACAGGACUUCUUGGCAACAUGAGAGAUGUCGGCCCCACCACUAAGUCCCAGAGGGUGCUGAAUGAGUGUAAAUAUCAGAACAGAGAUGCCACCACCUCUCGCCAGCAAGCAGCAGAUUUACAAGUGAUUCAGCUCAACACAAGGAUUCCCCGAACAACACAAGCCUCAAACAUCACUCAUCACUCAAACAUCACCACUCAGUUCAAAACGCUGGAUGCUCCAUCCCAUCGGCCCUCCACCAGCUGUGAUCUGGACGCAAUGGACCUCGAUCAGCUGAGGAGAGAGAAACUAAAGAUGCAGAUAAAAGUGUUGAGGUUACAAGAAGAAUACUAUAGUCUGAAAAUAAAGGCACAUAAGAAAGUAAAUUGAUUCACUGAAGCCAGGUUGUAAAGCUGAUGGUUGCAACAGGACAAUACGGUCACUCAGGGAUUACAGAGAGUGUUUACUGGUCUACUGGAACGUUCCUGUCACUUAUCAACUUCAUCAUCAUCAUCAUCAUCAUCAUCAUCAUCAUCAUCAUCAUCAUCAUCAUUUCAAUCCGUGAAAGGAAUCUUGAUGUAUAUCCUACAAACCAGGAACAUAUUUAUAAUGAAAUUUGCUCAGGCUUCUGAUCUUGGGACCAUGUUGGAUAGCAAUGUUUCCCUUGUACAUGUUUUCCUUGGGAUUUUCUGUUUUAUUUUAAUUGAUACAUUAAUCAAAGCAGAAAAUGGAUUCCUUUUUUGGGACCAGUCAUCGACUGUAUAUGAAGAUGGCAGAUGCACUUAGAUGACAAUAUGAAGAUAAUUACAUUUCUCUCUAAUUCUGCUGCACUGAUGCUGCUGAAGAUUUAUAUUAAUUUUUUAAAAGUUAUGUACAAAGUAAUUUUCUGUAUGUUAUGCCACAUGUUUCAGGAGGAUUUCAGCAUGUCUGUUUCAUGAAUUAAUGGUUUGUAAAUGCCAUAAUGUAUUUGUCUGAAGCAUUUACAUCAUGCAGCAUGCAAUUUUCUUUUAUACAUAAAAUACAUCUCAAACGUGCAUGGAUGACACAGGGCCAAAAACCACCUGUGGAAUAAACUGAUUUAUUACUGA